Messenger RNA from Closterium sp. NIES-65, 825 nucleotides. NCBI's taxonomy places the organism in Eukaryota, Viridiplantae, Streptophyta, Zygnematophyceae, Desmidiales, Closteriaceae. The record is from the annotation of a GenBank genome assembly.
AUGGCUUCGAGAGUUGCUCUAGCGCUCCUCGCGACCUCACUUCUCCUCACCUCAGCAGCUGCUGCUCAGUUCGCUCCCCGGCCGUCGCCUGACUCAUUGCCCAAACCGGCGCCCAUCUCGUCGCCCAUCACGUCGCCCAUCACGUCGCCCAGCAUGUCGGCCAGCACGUCGCCCGUAUCGCCACCUGCGACGACGUUUCGCGCGGAGCUGAAGCAAGUAGCGAGCAUCCUCGCUGGGCAGCCGGGCUACAGCCUUCCGGCCAAAGUGUUCUCCACCCUUAGUACGCCUUCUCUUCCGUCUUGCUUGCUCUUUGCACCUCUGCUUUUCCCCUGCGACCGUGGCAACUUCCCGAACGGCAAGCUGAAGCUCGUCGAAAACACCACGGUUCUCGUCCCCACCGACUCCGCCCUCGCGAAAUUCGGCCUUCGCGCGCUCUUCAACCCCAAGAUGGUUACCAAACUCGCCCGCUACAACAUCAUUCGCGGGCGCUUCUCCUUCGGCCAAAUGAAGAACCUUCCCCGCGGCACGCAGCUGCGCUCCCUUUACAAGAACCGCCCAGUAGAGCGCAAGGCCGUGAGCCCCGCCGCAAAGGACUGGGUGAUCAAGAACAAGGACCUUCUCGAGACAAACUUUUUCCAGAAGUUCGGGACGCAAGCGAGCUCCGCCGCGCUCAACAAGCUUCUCCCGCCCGCUGGCAACGAGGUGGGGUUCGGCCGGCCCAACUCCGGCCCGCUGUCGUGGGUGCGGGUAGACAAGCCCGACCUGUUCAGCGGUAAAUUCAUCAAGGUGCACGGUGUGGAUAACCUUAUCAGGCCGCCUGCUUAA